AUGGAACCCAAUGACGAAGUGGUGGAACGCCAAAAACUGGUCGAUGUCGAAACCGAAGAAGAUGUUACAAACAGCGCCCCCAAAUCAGCUCCAACUCCUGCCUCACCAAUGGCCGUGCCCAAAAUUAAUAUUAAGAGUAUAUCUAGUGGUGAAACAACUCGUAGCCGUAAUUCCGCCUCAUGUUCCAUUGAACGUUCUGAUAAAAUCGGCCAAACAUCUGCCAAAGUAACCUAUAUCAAUGAAAGACGUCCGCGACCGCAUUUGCAUGGCACCAAUGAUGAACGGUUUGAAUUCAAAUCAAGACCCCGUAAACUAUUAAAAGAAGUACCGGAUGUUAAACAUAUGGAGCGGGCACUGUUAGGACUAUUGGAUGAUUUCCAUUCGGGGAAACUGAAAGCGUUUGGUUCCGGCUGUACCAUGGAUCAAAUGACAAAAAUACGCGAACAACAAGAAAGCCUUGCCAAAUUGCAUUUCGAACUGGCCGCCUCCGAGGAAGAUUCACUGGAGAAUGGUAAUGACUUUAAUGCCGCCAAAGCUCAAGAGAAUAUGCUGCAGCUGAUGCAACGUUUGGAACAGCUUUCAAUUUCUAUUGAACAAUUGCAGACCAGUCACACUGGACUCUGAGAUUUACUGCAAGCAACGUGUGACAACGUGAGUGGUAGUGA
Musca vetustissima is the source of this 665-nucleotide messenger RNA. RefSeq names its product coiled-coil domain-containing protein 28A. The transcript has 4 exons. The record is from RefSeq and is a predicted model, not a curated record. NCBI's taxonomy places the organism in Eukaryota, Metazoa, Arthropoda, Insecta, Diptera, Muscidae. Bases 1 to 624 code for a protein of 207 amino acids.